This is a messenger RNA of Pyrus x bretschneideri (Chinese white pear), 1576 nucleotides long. Its product is annotated as TLC domain-containing protein 4-B. Gene Ontology annotation, biological process: lipid homeostasis. The transcript has 10 exons. Gene Ontology annotation, cellular component: endoplasmic reticulum; membrane. Lineage: Eukaryota; Viridiplantae; Streptophyta; Magnoliopsida; Rosales; Rosaceae. The record is from RefSeq and is a predicted model, not a curated record. Bases 433 to 1260 code for a protein of 275 amino acids.
AUUAUUACAUGUUCGGUUGGAUAUUCCAAGCAUUCACAUUUUUCAUUGAUUUCAACUCUUCUGUUCCCUUUUCCUCCUUCCGUUUUACAUGUUCGGUUGGAUAUUCCAAGCGUUCGCAUUUCUCCAUUGCGGUCACAAAUUCUUCAAACCCAUUUGUUUUCUCGAUUACCCAUCUGCAUCCGCGCCUCAAGUUUUCGACUUUCCUUGUGAUUUGUGGAUUUUGGCAUUGAUUAGCUUCUGGGUUCCUGUGUUUCCCCAAAUGCCCAUCUGAUUUGGAGGGGUUUUUGGCUGUUAACUUUUGUGACUUCAUGCUCAUGAUGCUCACGGCCGUAGCCAAAGGAAAAUGAUACUGAUAAAGACGAAAAUGAAGUGGGGAAGCUAGUACGAGAAAGUAAAGAAGGGAAAUAAGAACUAGUAAUCUAGCACAUUGCAAUGGAAAUGUCUACAAAGACAGUUAUGGCGAUCAAAUCUUACCAAAAUCAGGCCGGAGUUCUUGUUAAAAACUACUUGCUAGCAGAUCCCUUCAUACCAUACACUUCCAUUAUUGGAGGCAUAAUUUUGUGCAAAAUGGUAUAUGAUCUUACCCAAUUAAUUAGUACCUUUUACAUUAAGGCUUAUGGUGGUCUUACAAAAAUCCAACGAAUUGAGUGGAACAGUCGUGGUAUCUCCAGUAUUCAUGCCAUUUUUAUCACAGCUCUGUCCUUGUACUUUGUGUUCGGGUCCGAUCUCUUUUCUGACCAACAGCACCUUGGCCUUAUUACAUUUCGAAGCUCACCACUGUCUGUUUUUGGGUUAGGGGUCUCUGUUGGGUACUUCUGUGCGGAUCUGGGAAUGCUGUUAUGGCUAUAUCCUUCUUUAGGUGGAAUCGAGUAUGUUUUCCAUCACUCACUAUCUGGAAUUGCAGUAGCAUACUCCAUGUUUUCUGGGGAAGGGCAACUUUAUACAUACAUGAUCCUCAUCUCUGAGAUCACUACGCCAGAGAUCAAUAUGAGAUGGUAUCUUGAUACAGCUGGUCUGAAGAGGUCCAGCGCAUAUCUCCUAAACGGCAUUGUGAUAUUUUUAUUAUGGCUGGCGGCAAGAAUUCUGCUGUUCGGUUACAUGUUUUACCAUGUUUACUUGCACUAUGAUAUGAUCAUCCAGAUGCACAUCUUCGGAUAUCUUUUGGUCUUUGUCGUGCCAACAGUGCUAGCAGUAAUGAAUUUGAUGUGGUUUGGAAAGAUUAUCAAGGGAUUGAUGAAGCAAUUGGCCAAGAUGCAAUGAUGGAUAUCCAUAUAUAUACAUAUAUAUAUGUAUGUAUAUGUGUAUAUAUAUAUAUGUAUAUGUAUAUGUAUAUAUGUGUGUUUGAAAUGAGUCGAAAGGCUUGCGCUUUAAGAUGGAUCUGAUCUUGUGCAUUCUUCUAUAUUGUUGCUGUAUAAAUGAUAGAGGCCCAGAGGAGGGUUAAAAAGCAAUCAAAACCGGAGGCAUUUUGGAGGCCAAAAUUGUUGUAGAUGAUUCCAAGUUUGUUGUUAAGUUACGAGGGGAAUCGAUUAUGUCACGAUAGUUAAAUGGUUCAAAGUUGCAUGCGUUGUUUCAGCAA